Talaromyces proteolyticus is the source of this 1041-nucleotide messenger RNA. RefSeq names its product putative glucose-inducible SAM-dependent methyltransferase Rrg1. The record is from RefSeq and is a predicted model, not a curated record. The transcript has 3 exons. Bases 1 to 1041 code for a protein of 346 amino acids. NCBI's taxonomy places the organism in Eukaryota, Fungi, Ascomycota, Eurotiomycetes, Eurotiales, Trichocomaceae.
AUGAUCACCGCAGACAAUGGCGAGCCUCUCCACGUGCUCGAUCUGCCCCAGCUUUAUAUGAAACCAUCUAGCCAAGACCUACUCAAAGUGUUAGAAAUACUCACAGUCCAGCCGAAAACAUUCGGAAGCGUUGCUCGCGAUGUAGUCAAACCGAGCUUUCAAUCAGCCGAGGUUUCGAGAUACCUCACUUCUAUCAUAUCGAGCUCUCUAGCUUGGUUUGAUUCCGAUGAAUUGAGGGAGGUAGUGUGGGAUGCGGCGGCAGCGAGAUUGAGUGAACGUGCGGGUCGCACUGCCAUGCCGGCGCUCUCUCGCGUAUUCAACAUUCCUACGUCCUCGGGCGAAGAGUUCGCGCUUACCUUGCACGAACCGUCGCUGACGGCAGAUAAUCUGGGAAUGAAGACAUGGGUGUCUUCGUACCUGUUAUCCCGUCGGCUGCAUUCUCUCUUCGAUUCUGUCCCGGAGCUGGUUCUCUCUGAUCACACCAGCAACAAUACAGUUAUGGAAAAACCUUCAAUAAGAGCAUUGGAGCUGGGUUCUGGGACAGGACUCGUCGGCCUCUCCUUCGCGAUACUCGGUGGCGCCGCAGCUUCGAUAUAUCUAACUGAUCUGCCCGCCAUUGUUCCCAACCUGGCCCAUAAUGUGACAUUGAAUUCCGAUAUAUUGCUAAAGUCUAAUGCAGAGGUCAACACUGGCGUGCUCGACUGGUCUGUGGUUCCUCAGCCGGCUCCAACCAAGGAAGAGCGGUACACAGUUAUCCUGGCUGCGGAUCCGCUCUACUCGCCCGACCAUCCCAAGUGGCUCGUCCAGACUGUCGAAACGUGGUUGAGCCGGGGAUUGGAUGCACGUGUUGUUGUUGAGUUGCCUCUCCGGGACGCUUAUCUUCCACAAGUUCGGGAAUUUCGCCAGAGGAUGGAAGAUAUUGGCUUGGCCAUUGUUGAAGAGGGCAAGGAAAGCGGGUAUGAUGAUUGGGAGGGGGCGGAUGGUGGCUCGGUUGAAGUGCAUUGUUGGUGGUCGGUGUGGGGGUGGAGUGAGCAGCUGUAG